UCGUGAAGCUUAUGACGUUUAACAACUUACGGCGGAAAACGGUUAUUAUAGAACGUUGUUUUUGUUAUUUACUAUAGAGAAACAUUGCAGGGGGUUGGUUGGUGGUUAAAGGUGGUUGUUGUCCAAAGGAAACCACAAUAUACAUAUAUAAAUAAAGCAAACUAGAAAAUAACAAAACGCAAUUUAACUGCUCAAAUAUUAAGUUAUUUUUGAUAAAAUUAAACAAUUAAUUAGUUUUUGUGUGUUUAUUUGUGUAAUUGUAACAUAAUUUCAUGAUGGCCGAUUCCGGUGGCAGGCAAUAUCAAAAAUUACCUCCCGGAUGGGAUUGCAAAUAUGACCAGACGACCGGAAAUUGUUACUACAUAAACUACAUAACCAAAGCGAUGCAACUUGAAGAUCCACGUUCCACACGUUAUCGCCCUUUACAAAAUGAACGGUGCUCCAAUGAAUCUAUAGCCAUGCAUUCUUUCCAUGGACCAGGCGGUUCGCCAUAUCAUGUCUAUCCAACUAAUAAUAUGCCUGCAAUGCGAGCCUUCCAAACACCAAAUUCUAGUCUUCAUCAUAUGUCUACCAGUCCACUGUUGACAUCUUCCAGAACACAAUUGAUCAAUGAUAUGUCUCCAAUACCCGCUCCCAAAACCCAAUUUGCUCAAGCUCCUCGUACAGUCAAUAUGUCGAGACGUUCUACCAUACAGGAAACAUCUUUUACAAAUCAAAUUGAUACCGAUGCGGUGGUUCAUAAAAUACAAAAUAUGUUUCCAACAGCUAGUGAAAAUCAUAUACGAUUACUUCUGAAAAAAUAUAUGAAAACUAUAUUCCCCAAAGCCGAUGAAACUUUAUUACUGGAUGUUUUAGCAAAUGCCGAUAAUAAUGUACAAAAGGCUUCGGAAAAAUUGAUUUCAUUAGGUUAUAAAAAAGAUUUUGCUCCUCCACCAAAACUUACCAAUCGACCACAUAAUGAAAUGAACGGUGGUGUUAAACCAACAAUUGAAGAUGAAAUUAAAAUUAUACCAUUACGUCCGAAAGAGUAUACUGAGGAAGAAAAAGAGGCCAUCAAACUUCAUCUUAAGGAAAAAUAUCCACAAAUAGUUGAUCAUAUAUUGGUAAUGGCUUUGGAAUCGGUUAACUAUGCUGAAGAUCGGGCUAUGCAAAUAUUACAAAUAGUUAAGGAGGAGGAAGAACAGCAAAAACUCCAAAAGACCCCAAAGCUAGCACACACAACAACUUUGGAAUAUAAACAAGAGGAACUUGACGGCUUAGGCAAUAUAUCGGGUCGUGUUAGUAGGCACUCACAUCGAGAUCAAACAGAUGCCGCCACAGACAAACUAUGUAAGGAUUUCAAAUCUUUAAUGGGUCGUAUACAGACAAAUGGUCCCAAUGCCAGUUUAGCAAAAGGAGCAAAUGAAGGUUUAUUGUUAGCCGAUUAUGUCACCUGGAAUGGUGCAAAUCCUGACUUUUGUCAAGGUCAAAGAAAUCUUGCCAAUGGCGCCGAUUCUACCAUGCGCACGGAACGUGCUUAUAAAGCCUAUGGUCAUAAUGCAGAUUUAUGUAAAGGACCUCAAUCAAGUUUGGCCAAGGGUAGUAUUUAUACGCAACAAAAUCCUGCUAACGCCAAUAAAUCAAUCGAUAUUAUAUGCAAUUAGUUUUUUAAUUGUAACAUAAACGAAUUUAUGUAUAAUUUUUUCUUUCCAAAAAAAUAAUAAUGAGAAAAACUUUUAAGAAUUUGUGCCAAAAAUAUCAAUACUUUAUGCUUCUUACUUAUAAAUUCCGUCUUAUUAUUAAAUAAAAUUAAACGAAAAUACAUACAUAAUAAUUAUGUACAGAAAUUUGUUUAAAAUGUUUUCUUACUUUUUUAUUUGUUUUGCGUUUUUGUCGGUAAAUACUAUCUUAACAAUUUAUUCCUACCAUACCUACAUUUAGUCAUUUUUGUUUAACAAUAUAUACAGUCCUUUUGAUAUAUGUACGUCCAUACAGCCACGCAAGUAUUACAGAGAAGAUAUUGACUACUGCACUCCACAGAAAUUUCGGUUAUACAACCUUCGAAAACUGUGCAGCGAAGGAAUACUACUCCCGGAGAACUCUUUCUGUUUACACUGACCUUUUCCAAAAAAAGGGGAA
Molecule: messenger RNA, 2118 nt
Organism: Lucilia sericata (common green bottle fly)
Lineage: Eukaryota; Metazoa; Arthropoda; Insecta; Diptera; Calliphoridae
Molecular function (GO): ubiquitin binding
Source: RefSeq, a predicted model, not a curated record